Talpa occidentalis (Iberian mole) is the source of this 3925-nucleotide messenger RNA. RefSeq names its product RNA binding motif protein 28 (gene RBM28). The record is from RefSeq and is a predicted model, not a curated record. NCBI's taxonomy places the organism in Eukaryota, Metazoa, Chordata, Mammalia, Eulipotyphla, Talpidae. Bases 379 to 2646 code for a protein of 755 amino acids. The transcript has 19 exons. Gene Ontology annotation, molecular function: RNA binding.
AAACAUCCAUUAUAUGUCAGAUCCUGAGCAAGGCCCGGAGCGAAACCAGCUCCAGCCCGCCCUGAUGAAUUUGGGAUCGGUCUCCUGGAGAUGAUAUCUUAAGGGUGGGAACCAGCCAUGCCCAGUCACCCUACAGGGGUGGGGGUCGUCACUUGGCUCUGCUCCCCUCACGAAGCUCCGCCCCCGGGAGUCACCGGGUUUUCAUUCCGGAAUGUUUUUUGUCUUCCUACCACGUUUCCCUCCGGACUCUUUUGAGUAACGACCACUUCCGGAGUCUCCCGGCAACUUGGUGUGUUCCGCCUGCCAAAGUCGGCGCUUUGACUCGCGUGCUCUGCUCUGAGUCGCUCGCGGCCUCACGCGCAUCGGCUUCUCGGCCUCAUGGCCGGGCUGACCCUGUUUGUGAGUCGCCUCCCUCCUUCGGCCCGCAGUGAGCAGCUGGAGGAACUGUUCAGUCAGGUGGGGCCGGUGAAGCAGUGCUUCGUGGUCACUGAGAAAGGGAGUAAGGCAUGUCGAGGUUUUGGCUAUGUCACUUUCUCUAUGCCGGAAGAUGUCCAGAGGGCCCGCAAGGAGAUUACUACCUUUGAAGGCUGCAAGAUCAACGUGACUGUUGCCAAGAAAAAACUGAGGAGCAAGUCCAGGGAGAAGGGGGAAAAUGAAAAUUCAAAGUCCCCAAAGAAGGAACCAAAGCCUAAAAAAGCCAAAGUGGCAGAUAAAAAAGCCAGAUUAAUUAUUCGGAAUCUGAGCUUUAAGUGUUCAGAAGAUGACUUGAAGACAAUAUUUGCUCAAUAUGGAACUGUCCUGGAAGUAAACAUUCCUAGGAAGCCAGAUGGAAAGAUGCGGGGAUUUGCUUUUGUCCAGUUCAAAAACCUCCUGGAAGCAGGAAAAGCCCUCAAAGGCAUGAACAUGAAAGAGAUAAAAGGGCGGACAGUGGCUGUGGAUUGGGCUGUAGCAAAGGAUAAAUAUAAAAAUACCCAGUCUGUCUCUGCUGCAGGUGAGGAAAAGACGCCUAAACCUAAGCAGGAAUUAGGUAAAAAGAAUGGCAGGGGAAGAGAGGGUAUGGAAGAGGAAGAUGAUGGUGAUGAUGAUGGUGAUGAUACGGAAGAGGACCAGGAGGAGGAGGAUGAAGAAGAGGAGGAGAAGAAAGAACCAAAGGUGGCCAGGCCUGUGUCAGUUCCAAAGAGAACAAUCAAGAGGGCCUCUGUGCAAAGCAGCGAGGAGGACUCUGACGAGGACAGUGACCUGGAGGAGAAAGACAGUGUUGACAGCGGGGAGGAACUGACCGAGAGUGAUUCCGACGCUGAAGAGCAGGAGGAUGAAGAUGUUCAAGCCUCAAAGAAAAAGAAAAGGAAGUUACCCUCUGAUGUGAAUGAAGGCAAAACUGUUUUUAUCAGAAACCUGUCCUUUGACUCAGAGGAAGAAGAACUUGGGGAGCUCCUCCAGCAAUUUGGUGAUCUUAAAUAUGUCCGCAUCGUCUUGCAUCCAGACACAGAGCAUUCUAAAGGUUGUGCAUUUGCCCAGUUCACGACUCAAGAAGCAGCUCAGAAGUGCCUUGAGGCUGCUUCUCUAGAGACUGAGGGUGGCGGACUUAAACUGGAUGGCAGGCAGCUCAAGGUGGACUUGGCAGUGACCCGUGAUGAGGCUGCAAAGCUCCGGACAAAGAAAGUGAAGAAGCCAACUGGAACCCGGAACCUCUACCUGGCCCGAGAAGGCUUGAUUCGUGCUGGGACUAAAGCUGCAGAGGGUGUGAGUGCUGCCGAUAUGGCCAAAAGAGAACGGUUUGAGCUAUUGAAGCAUCAGAAACUCAAGGACCAGAAUAUCUUUGUCUCCCGGACCAGGCUCUGCCUACAUAAUCUUCCAAAGGCGGUAGAUGACAAACAACUCAGAAAACUGCUGCUAAAUGCCACGAGCGGGGAGAAGAGGGUGCGCAUCAAGGAGUGUAGGGUGAUGCGAGACCUGAAAGGAGCUCAUGGGAAAAAUAAGGGUCAGUCCCUGGGCUACGCUUUUGCUGAGUUCCAGGAGCACGAACAUGCGCUGACAGCCCUACGCCACAUCAACAACAACCCCGAAGUCUUUGGGCCUCAGAAGAGACCAAUAGUGGAGUUCUCUUUGGAAGAUCGAAGGAAACUUAGAAUAAAGGAACUAAGGAUACAACGCAGCCUGCAAAAAGUGAAACCUAAGUCCUCAGCUGAGCCCCAGCAGGCGCAACGAGAGCUUGGAAAAGACAAGCAGAAGAAAGUAGGCCGAAACCAUGGCCAGAAGCAAAGCAAGGCCCCAGAGCAGAGCGGGAAGGCAGGUGCCAUCUCCUGGACUGGGUUCCAGACCAAGGCCGAAGUGGAGCAGGUAGAGCUGCCAGAUGGAAAGAAGAGAAGAAAGGUUCUGGUGCUCCCCUCUCACCGAGGCCCCAAAAUUAGGUUGCGGGACAAAGGCAAAGUGAAGUCUCUCCCUCCCAAAAAGCCAAAGCCCCAGAUGAACCAGUGGAAGCAAGAGAAGCAGAAAUCAUCUUCUAAUCAGGUACCUAGGAAAAAAGCAAAGGGAAAUAAGACAGAAGUUCGCUUCAAUCAACUGGUCGAACAAUAUAAGCAAAAAUUAUUGGGACCUUCUAAAGGAGCGCCUCUUGCAAAGAGGAGCAAAUGGUUUGACAGUUGAUGCCAGCAGCCUUGGUGAGAAGCUGGACUGUAUGCUUCUUGGUAAAGCUCCCUUCUCCCCACCAGUAUGAUAAGAAACCCAAGUGCAUGCCACACGGCGGGUGGCCCCCUGUACUGUGCACAUCUGAACUUUGAUCCCUCCCUGGUGUGUGGUUAAUUAACCACAAAGAGAAACAUCAAAACAAUGUCAUUGCUUCUUGCAUAUUAUCCAGAUUAUUUGUGAACUUGUGUCUUUAAUUAUUUCCCAUUUUUAACUCUAUUUCCCAAAUGGAACCCAUUGUAAAAAGCAUCCUGAGUGCCAAAUUUUUAAGAUGUACAUUUUGUUGUGUCUUCUGUAUAUGAGAUAUUUUGUGGCUUUUUGAUUAACAGACUGUAUCUCAUUUCUAAUAUAUAUAGAUCUUUUAUUUAUGGACAUUUUUUAUAUCCCUAAUAUGAAUUCUGUUAGGUACUCCUUCAUACUGCAGAAUUAUUAAGAGCAGAGAAAAAUGAUUUCCAGUGUAAUCUGAGGUUAAGAGAAACUGGAAAGUAACUGAGGGCCAUGGGGCCGUGGGGCCUGCAGAGAGUGACACUUGAUCAUUGUUUGCUGAACAAGUGGGUGAUUGUGGGUAUUUGACUGGGAUCAGUUUGCAGCGGCCUGUGCCAACCUGGCUGGUGAGAACCUGCACUUCCUCUUAUUGAGGGUCCCGUCUCGAGAACUUAGAGGGAAUGGGUGAUACUGAGAGAGCAUGAGGCCUGGCCUUUACUUGGUGGGUAGCCUGGAAGCAGACACAGAUUCUCUGGACCUUAGUGUCCUCAUGUGUAGAAUAAGGAAUUUAAGUUUUCUGAUUGUUCCAGCUCUUUUUCUAACUCAUCUAUAUUGAUAUUUUUUCUUUUUUAAUCUUAGAGUAGAUGGGUUUAAUUACUUUUUAAAAGUUUAAAGGUGUCACGGAAGCUGGGAGGAAUGAUGAAUAUUAGAGUGUCAAGGGCCAAAAAUCAUGGCAGCCUGAAGGCCUAGACUGAACCUGGUAAGAUGUGAAUUAUUGGGAACAAAUGUUGAAAACCCUCCUGCACAAGUUCUGGUGGGAGAGCUUGAGUCAAAUUUAUAUUGCGAAGCAAUAAAUGGCCACCCCAAGGGUGACAGGACUGUUGGGUUGUGUUCAUAGAGGUGGGGUGUCUUGAGUUGGCCAGGCCACCCCUGUGAGACUGUGUCAUGACCAAGUUGGUGAAGGAAAUUAAAAAUGUCAGAUGGAAACAAAACUGAUCAUGAGUUGACUUGUUGAAGCUGGUCCUGGGUAAGUGGA